CUGGAUUUGGAAAUCCAGCUCUUCCUCAUCUUUCAAGUUAUCUCAUCAUUUUUAUCGCGGUCCAAAUCUACCUCUACUCUUAUCUAUUUUCCUUUGAUUUUUAAACCCACCGGCCUUGUUUUCCGCUCGUUUGUUCUUGUAAUUUUCCUUUUUUUUUUUUUUUCCUUUCUUUUGUAAUAUUUAUGAUGGUCGUAGAUCUGUGCGAUCUUGGUAGUAACUUCAUCUUUCAGUUCCGGUCUUCGAUCUGUUGUACUUGCUAUUUUCAUUUUUGGAGGAAGUUCUUUCAUCCUAUAAUGGGUAGUUUCUGAGCUCAAAACUCGUACAGAACUGGUGUUCUUUCGAGGUUGAAGAAACCCAUUUUAAAGUCCUGAAAAGUUUUCCGAGCUGGAGAAACUUUAGCGUUUAUAUGGUUUGCUGACCAUGUUUUUGCAAUUAGGGUUUUGUGCGUGAUAAUUUGGUGAUUUUGUAGUUCUCUGGAAGCACGAAUUUGUUGAUUUUCGUGGUGGGUGAACUUAUUUGGUAUGGAUUAUAGUGGGGGAAACGUAGUCCAUGUGAUCCCCGGGACGAGCACCGACAAUUGGCCCGGCGAAGUUUGGGCAACCGAAGACGAAUACAGAGCUUGGAACAAUGGCGGUGAUGGGGAUACGCCUUCGAAUUCGAGUUAUGAUCAAAGGCAAUCCCAAAGCCGGUCCGGAAGCGAACCCCCGAACAAGAAAUCGAGAAACUCGCAGGAUGUUACGUCCUCGAAUCGAUCAAAAGCGAUAGGGAAAAUGUUCUUCAAGACCAAACUCUGCUGCAAAUUCCGCGCUGGAACCUGCCCUUACAUCACAAAUUGCAAUUUCGCUCAUAGCAUUGAGGAGCUCAGGCGGCCGCCACCGAAUUGGCAGCAGGAGAUUGUGGCCGCCCAUGAGGAAGAGAAGGCGGUAUUGUUAGAGCCGAGGGAGGAAUUUCAGAUUCCUUCACUCGGGACUUCAAAUUUUGGUUCCGAGUCGCAGAGGUCGUAUAAAGGUCGACAUUGCAAGAAGUUUUACACUGAGGAAGGCUGUCCGUAUGGGGAUAGCUGUACGUUUCUUCACGAUGAGCAGUCAAAGAAUCGAGAGAGUGUGGCAAUAAGCUUGGGUCCUGGUGGGUACAGCGGCUGCGGCGGCGGCAGUUCAGGCAAUGGAUCCAACAUCAAGCCUUCGAAUUGGAAAACAAGGAUUUGUAACAAGUGGGAGUUGACAGGAUAUUGCCCGUUUGGAAACAAAUGCCAUUUUGCUCAUGGUGCUGCUGAAUUGCACCGUUAUGGUGGUGGGCUUAUGGAGACGGAAGCUAGAGAUUCUUCGUCUGCUCCUCCUGACCCAAAACAGGGAGUGUUGCCAAAAGCUCCGGGCGACACCGUGGUUGCUUCUGUUCCUUCAGUUCCUCAUUCAGACGUUUAUCAUGUUGCAGUUCCAUCACAAAGGUCAACCAUUGUGAUUCAAAGGGCAGGGCAGAGAACUCAUCAGAAGUGGAAGGGUCCCGAUAAAAUCAGUAGGAUAUACGGUGACUGGAUCGACGACAACGAGUAAGAUGGUAUCGACUGAGCAAUUUCUGAACAUGAAUAACAAGAACUUAAAGUUCCAUAGUUUUAACAGGCAUCAUGAUGGACUUUGUCUCUCAUGAGCAUUUGGCAGAUGAAGAUUAAUCUGUUCGUUGGGGUGGAGUUUUGGUUGGUUCAUUUCUUAUAUCCAUAUCCAAACCCUCUUCAUUUCAGAUCUUUUAUCUGUUAGUGUUGUUAUUUCUGUAAGAAAAGAAAAAUGUAUGAUUGUCCCCUUCCCAGAUCAUCAUCAUUGGAUAAUUCUUCUGUGUCUUCUGGGAAAGUUUUUAACCUUAUUUGUAAUGGGAAUAUGAGUCCUACAAAUGAGGCAGCAAUUUUUACACUGACAUUGUGACUGCUGAUGAUCCUAGUGUAGUGUUGGUAGUUAAGUUAGACUGUUACAAUUGCUCCUUUUUUGUAUAAUGUGUUGUAGCUCGCAAUAGUUUCAUAAUGGUUACGGUUGUUAUGUCU
Momordica charantia (bitter melon) is the source of this 2029-nucleotide messenger RNA. RefSeq names its product Zinc finger (CCCH-type) family protein. The record is from RefSeq and is a predicted model, not a curated record. Lineage: Eukaryota; Viridiplantae; Streptophyta; Magnoliopsida; Cucurbitales; Cucurbitaceae. Gene Ontology annotation, molecular function: mRNA binding; metal ion binding.